AUGGGACAGAGGGGAUGGUCAGAGCGCGUGCGGACGAGCAUCGCCGUGUUUGUCUGGUCGCUGGGGGGGGGAUACUGUUCGGAUUGCCGGGGGAGUUGUCUGGGCGGAUGGGUGGACAGCAUGAACUGUGGGAUGUGGAGGGGUCUUGGUUCGGCCACUGGGGGGUGUCGGAUGUGUCUGGAUCGCCAUGCGGAAUUGAUACGAUCUGGGUUGGGUUGGACAUUCAAGCCCACAGAACCAAUCGCAGGACGACGAGAGGGAUCGCCAGAGAGCAGAGGGACGGAGCCAACUCGGUCGUCGCUGCUGGCUAUGCUCCCUGCGGCUCCUCAUCAUGACCAUCGAGCAGCAAGGUGUGCUGGAGGCAGCGAUGCGGAUGCUGAAAGCAGCAUGGACAAGACUGGGGGGGGGGCAGUUCAGCACGGCGGGCCGAUCAUGUCGUUCGGAUGGUGAUAGAGG
Molecule: messenger RNA, 456 nt
Organism: Polychytrium aggregatum
Lineage: Eukaryota; Fungi; Chytridiomycota; Chytridiomycetes; Polychytriales
Exons: 1
Coding region: 1-450 (149 amino acids)
Source: RefSeq, a predicted model, not a curated record